This is a messenger RNA of Symbiodinium natans, 1979 nucleotides long. The record is from the annotation of a GenBank genome assembly. Lineage: Eukaryota; Dinophyceae; Suessiales; Symbiodiniaceae.
AUGAAGGGACUCGGGGAGCCCAUCGAAGACGCGGACUUCGAGGUCACCUUGCGCCGCGAGGGCGCGUUUGAGAGGGAGGUGCAGAGGAUCCGAUGCCUUCCGCUCUACGAACACCUGAGGCCUGAAGCUCUCCGGUGCUUUGGGGCGGCUCUGAAGGCCCGGGAGGUGGAUGAGAGCACCGUGGUCUUGCGCUGGAGGGAUCAGGAUGGCCUUCAGUUCACCAUCCAUGGUCAAGAGGAUCUUCUUCAGGCCAUGAAGGAUUCGGUGGACGACCGCGGGGUGGUUCACCUCGACUUCCUCCUGCAGGUGAAGCCUGCGAGCCGCGAGCAGCGCACGUGCCGGACCUGCGCCGUGCUCUUCACCUCGCGCAACCAGCUCUUCCAACACUUGAAGGAGAGUGGGCACGACGGCACCAGCGAUCAUGAGCCAGCAGAAGCGCCAGCAAUGGCAGAGCCUGACCAGAAAGAGGCGCCAGAGGCACCUCCGGCCGGGUUCGGAAACCAAGCCCUGUUCUCCUACUAUGCGCGCCAGCAGAUCGCGCCGAAGGAAGUGUGGGACCAGGCUUAUGAGGCCUUGAAGCAGCCCCUUCCGCUGGUGGUGCGCAUCUCGAGCUCCAGUGUGGGCAGCGUCGUGGAGUCGAAGUUGCUGGAGAUGACGGAAGCGCAAGCUCUGCCACUCCUCUCACACUGCUGGGUGCUGCCAUCUCCCCUAGACACCGAGGCAGGCGCCUUCCUUGCGGCUGCUCAAGAAGUCGGCGCGCUCCACCGCCAGGAGUGGGCCAGCACACUCCCGGUCCUGGCCCUCGAUGUGGGCGGCGAGGACUGCGUGCUGGACCUCUGCGCCUCACCGGGCUCCAAGACUCUGCAGAUCUUGGACAUCAUGACAAGAGAGGCGGUUGAAAAAGGCAAGGGGGGAGGUCUCCUGGUUGCGAAUGACUACUCGCGUCCCCGCGCGGUGGUGGUGGCCCAGCGCUGCAGACGGCAAGGAAAGCAGAGCCUCCUGGUCACAAACUGCGAUGGACGGAAGUUUCCCUCCCUUCGGCGCCGGAAUGGCUACAAGAUCAAGUUCCAGAAAGUCUUGGUUGAUGCGCCCUGCUCUGGGGAUGGGACGCUGCGGAAGAAUCCGGGAAACUGGCGGGCGUGGUGCGUGGGCGAAGCGCUGACCCUGCACACACUCCAGCUAGGCCUGCUUCGCCGAGGCUUCGAAUGCCUCGAAGCAGGCGGGCGCCUCGUCUACUCCACCUGCUCGUUGAACCCAGUAGAGGAUGAGGCCGUCGUCGCCGCGCUGCUGAGCGAAUUCCCGAGUGCAGCUGUCGAGUCAUGGGCUGCGGAAGGGCCCGAAUUCCAGGAAGGGCUGCAGACCUGGAAGGUGCCAGAUAUGCACUUUGAGAGAACUGGCAAGAUGUAUUCCUCCUAUGAGGAGCUUUCUGCAUGCUCAGAGCCCAAGAAGUGGGCCGCGGCAUCCAUGUUCCCUCCUGCUGGCCCUGCGGCGGAGCAGCUUCGAAAGUGCCGCCGAGUGCUGCCCACCAGCGUGGACGCGCACCACGGUGGCUUCUUCGUGGCCGUGCUUUCCAAGCGGAGUGGGGCAGUCACUGAGGCCACGGCUGCACCAGAACAGCCGGAGACCGAGGAAGCGCAGCCGCGGCGCCCCUACCGAGCGUCCCCGCAGCCACCCCUGGGACUAUUCCAGGCUCUUCCGGAAGAGGUCCGAUGCAGCAUCGAGGACUAUUGGGGCCUCUGCUCCACCGAGCAGGCUGCGGAAGCUGGAGUUAGGCGCUUCCCAUCCGACCUACUGCGACUAAACAACCUGGGCCAAGUAAUUCUGACGACCCGGAUGCUGUCCCAGUGCUCCGUUGGCAAGAAGGUUCAGCUUCCAAUUGUCGAGGCAGCAUGCACAAUGUUUCCUUCCACCUUGAGCCGGCUACCCUUUGACGAAGCCGUGCCUUUGCUUGCCGAGUGCGCCACGAAGCACGUGAAACA